AAAAGGGAGUAAGGAGCUUCCCAGCGGUCAGCGGAGACAUCUGGAUCUCAGCGGCGCGCUUUCUUUCUUUGUACUUAUAAUUCCUUACAUCCCCUGCAUAUAUAUUUUUUUAAUUAAAAAUAACAGUAAUAAAAAUAAUUGACCCUGCCGAGAUUGGCACGAGGUAUCCGAAAACCUGGAGGGACGUAUUUUAUAAUGUCCUUUGCUGCGGCCUCUUCCGAAUCCAGCCUGACGCAACACAACGAAGUCAAAGGAUUUUCUUUGAGGGUAAUGGAUUACACGUAUGAUGAAGAUCUGGAGGAAUUGUGUCCCGUGUGUGGAGAUAAGGUUUCCGGAUACCAUUACGGACUGCUCACUUGCGAAAGUUGUAAGGGAUUUUUCAAGAGGACUGUUCAAAAUAAUAAGAGGUACACUUGCGCGGAAAACCAGGACUGUAAAAUUGACAAAACGCAAAGGAAAAGAUGUCCUUUCUGUCGAUUCCAGAAAUGCCUAAACGUCGGAAUGAGGUUAGAAGCUGUCCGGGCCGACAGGAUGAGAGGGGGCAGGAACAAGUUCGGCCCGAUGUACAAGCGCGACAGGGCCCUGAAGCAGCAGAAGAAGGCGCUGAUCCGGGCCAACGGCUUCAAGCUGGAGUCCACACCUCCCCUGAUGUCCCCAGUGCAGACUGACUUUGGCUUCACAGCUGGUCUGCCGGGACCCCACCCCGUCUCAAAGGCCAUGCUGCCCGGCCCCCAGGCCCCAAUGGUGCCCACAGACUAUGACCGCAGCCCAUACGGACCCCCUCCUCCCUUGGGUAUGACCAUGCAGAGCCACGGCCCGAUUCCUGUCCAGUACCAGUACAGCUCCUUCUCCAGCCGGGCCAUCAAGUCCGAGUUCCCCGACCACUACACAAGCUCCCCUGAGUCUCUGGUGGGCUACCCCUACCCAGAGGUGUACCCCUCGGGAUCCCCGCAGCCUCCCUGCAUCCCCCAGCUGGUCCUGGACCUGCUGCGCUGCGAGCCGGAUGAGCUGCAAGUGCAGAAUAAGAUCAUGACGUACCUGCAGCAGGAGCAGAGCAGCCGCGGCAAACACGAGAAGCUGAGCACCUUCGGGCUCAUGUGCCGCAUGGCCGACCAGACGCUCUUCUCCAUCGUGGAGUGGGCCCGCAGCUGCAUCUUCUUCAAAGAGCUCAAGGUGGGUGACCAAAUGAAGCUCCUACACAAUUGCUGGAGUGAGCUGCUGGUGCUGGACCAUGUGUCCCGGCAGGUGCAGCACGGCAAAGAGGGAAGCCUACUACUGGUCACUGGCCAGGAGCUGGAGAUCGCCUCCAUCACUGCCCAGGCUGGCUCCACGUUGAGCAACCUGGUCCAGAGGGGGCAAGAGCUGGUGGGCAAGCUGCAGUCACUGCAGGUGGACCGGAGGGAGAUCACCUGCAUCAAGUUCCUCGUCCUCUUCAAUCCUGACGUGAAGCUGCUGGAGAACCAGCAGUUUGUGGAGAGCGUUCAGGAGCAGGUGAACACGGCGCUGCUGGAAUACACAGUCUGCAGCUACCCGCAGUUGGAUAAGUUCGGCCAGUUGCUACUGCGUCUGCCCGAGCUGCGUGCCCUAAGCGUGCAGGCCGAGGACUAUCUGUGCUACAAGCACCUGAGUGGCGAGGUGCCCUGUAACAACCUGCUCAUCGAGAUGCUGCAUGCCAAGAGGGCGUGUAUCUGAAACCCCGCCCACAUCGACCCCACCCCCCGCAAGCGGACUCCACCCCCAAGCCAGAGAGACUGAGUGCCAUGUUCACUCAUCCUUCUCAUUUGCAGUCUCAUGUUUCAGUUCUGCUAUCAUGUAUGUGCACAGUGACCAAAUAAGCUCCUGUGAUGCCACCAUGGGGUUUGACGAGGGUCUCCUCCCUGUUUUCCCCUCAGUCUGGAGAUCAAUUCAGCUGCCUCCUCACAACAUGAAAUUCUACUCUUCUGUCUGACUAUUUGGUCUUUUAAGUCACCAAGAGUGCUAAAUUCAGCCAUAGAUGCCAUAUUUUGACACCAAACACAUUAGAAUUUGUUUUGUUUUAGAAUUUGGAGCACUGUUUUUUUAACUUAUAACUGCAUUUUUUUAAUCAAUUUCUGACUCACUGAACUGUUAAGUUAAUAACUUUGAAGGUAGUAACGCAUAUUUGACCUUUUAAGAAUUUGUUAGUUUCUUACUCAUUUCUUAUUAAUGUUUAUUUAAGUGUUUCACAUGAUUUUAGUACUGAGCACUUUCUCCUACAUUUCUAUUAUUCCGGUGUUUUUACAUGAUAAUUUAAAGAAAUUACUGCAAGUCUGAAAGCAUUUUAAUUGUCAGCGUAAUUGUUCUUUGGAGCUGAUGAAAAAAAGGUCAUCAGGGAUGACAGAUGGGUGAUACUUUUCCUUAGAAGGUUUGUGUAACUGUGUAGUAACAGCAUCAGAUCAUGGUCACUUGCACAGAAGACAAAAUUAACAGUUGCAUCCAGUGCAAGCAUAAUAUCAGAGCAAUUAGGAAAAGCCGUGCGUAGGAACUGGUAGGUAAGAUCAUCAUUUUCAGUGAAAAAUAAUCCUUAACUGUAGUAUUGUAAGUCACUUUAAAAUAUGAGGAAUAAGAUAUUGUGACUGAACUCUUAUAUAACGAUCUAAAGACCAGCUACAAUGAAAACACACUAUGCAAAAUGUACCUACUUUAUGAGCAGAAAGGCUUAGAUAUGUAUAGAAGUAUGCUUUCGGGAGCUCUGCGAUGGCGUUUUUAAUUGAAUUAAAUGCUUAAAGAAACUUCGCUCAGUGUAGAAGGCUAGACAAUGCCAGCAUCACCAUUGUUGUCCAUUUAGACAGGUUAUUAUUAGAUUUUUAGGAUAGGAGAGUGCAUCAUAGAGGGGCUGUUAUGGACGACCAUGCCGAACAUAGAAGGCGGCUUCAGCACGGCUCUGCAGGGGCAGAAUGUGCCUGAGUGUGCAGAACACCAGGGCACGGCCCACUCAUCCGUGAGCAUAUCGAGGUUAAAGGUGACGGCUGGCGGGGGAGGUCAGUCGUGGGCGGACUUGAGGUGUAUAGGUGGGAGGGAGACAGAAAGCCCUCGUUUUAGUUGGAGAGUGGACACAGAGGGGUAGGCCCGGAGUGGAAGGAAGUCAGCACCGGGCCAAUGUCCAUGCAUACAGACAGCAAAAAACACGUGUCCAGUGGCAGUCACCCCUUUAGGUGCCAUUGACAGCCACCUAGACUGCCAUCUUCUGGGGGGUGGGCACAGAGAAAAAAGCUUGGCCAGGGAGCCACACGGGGUUCGACUGGCCCUGCAUGUGUCAGUCAGUUUGUGCUUGAAUAUUCUUUGCCAAACAAAUUAAACCAAAAACCCUGAUUAAUGUGCAAACCCUGCUAUCAUGAGGGACUCUGAUAUUCUCUGGGACUAGGUAGACAAAUCCUGCGAAUCAGGUCUUCAUACCGAUUCUGUUGUGAGGUCGUGCUCAACUGUGCAAUUAAAAGACACUGCAAAAUGCCUAAUCAUUUUCAUCCUCAUCUUCAGCAUCAAGAAUACUGGUCGAGAGAUCAAGGACAAACCAGCGAGCAGUUUGGGCAUAGUGAUUUUUCUGGGAGAGAUAAGUGAAGGGAAUGUACGCAGUCCCCGUCAGACAUGCACACAUAUGCACAAGCACACGCUAACACAGAGAGUGACUCGGUCACUCUGGGAAAAGGACAGUCACAUGAGGGGGUCGUGCUUUCGCGACUGAUCGAGAUGUGUCACAAGUCAUUCUGCUCUGUGGGUGUCUGUGACUCAUUCUGUCCUCCAUCAUCUUGCUUGGUCUUGUGGAAAUGUGCCGUUAAAACUGGUUUGUUUCCCUAUCUUGCUACAUUCAGAAUAUUUCACUUUUUUCUAAAUAUAAAAAUGUUCUGUUAUAACAGGAGAGGUAAUACUUUGAAAAGGAAUAAAUUAAUGUGCUGUGAGAAAUUAAUACUGACAGCCCAUGCAAUGAGAGACUAUAUGGGCUUCUAAUCUCGCUUUAGGUUUAAAAAGUGCAGAACUUUCCUAACAGUACUCUAUAGUUUGAUCAUGUGAAGGGCAGAACUGUGACAUUUUAACAUCGAAUGUGUUGUAAUUAAGCAUAUGACUCAAUGUACAAAUGAAUAAAAUGAUGUAAAUCACAACAAAGUUUAA
Paramormyrops kingsleyae is the source of this 4125-nucleotide messenger RNA. RefSeq names its product nuclear receptor subfamily 5 group A member 2. The record is from RefSeq and is a predicted model, not a curated record. Gene Ontology annotation, molecular function: zinc ion binding; nuclear receptor activity; RNA polymerase II cis-regulatory region sequence-specific DNA binding. Gene Ontology annotation, biological process: hormone-mediated signaling pathway; tissue development; regulation of transcription by RNA polymerase II. Lineage: Eukaryota; Metazoa; Chordata; Actinopteri; Osteoglossiformes; Mormyridae. Gene Ontology annotation, cellular component: RNA polymerase II transcription regulator complex.